Molecule: messenger RNA, 5396 nt
Organism: Pelobates fuscus (common spadefoot toad)
Lineage: Eukaryota; Metazoa; Chordata; Amphibia; Anura; Pelobatidae
Product: diacylglycerol kinase delta-like
Exons: 29
Coding region: 562-3873 (1103 amino acids)
Biological process (GO): lipid phosphorylation; intracellular signal transduction; diacylglycerol metabolic process
Molecular function (GO): ATP-dependent diacylglycerol kinase activity; protein binding
Source: RefSeq, a predicted model, not a curated record
CAUGAAAGGAGACGCAAUGUGUCAAUAUCUUUGGAGAUGACUAUAACAUAAGAAAGUGUUCUGCAAAUAUAUUGGAACGUUACAUUGCAGAACACGGUUAACAGAGAGAAACUCAAUACUCUACAAGUAACUAACAGAUGAGAAUCUUUCAUUUUUCUGACAGAACUAUGUUUGCAAAACUGCGACAAUUCCCCGGAGUGAUAUUAAGUGAUCCAUAUCCUUCUGAGAGCUAAUAGUGGAAUUCACAGAGGUCCUUACUUAUUCAAGGUGGGAUUCUUACAUCUUCAACGUCUUCGUUAAAUACUUUUGUAGCUUUUACUAGCGGACACUCCAAUUACAGCUAUACCGAGAGUUUUAUUUGUGAUAAAUCAUUUCAUUCAGAAGCACUUUUAGUGGAAUACCAUUAUACUUUGCGUAAAUUCUUUGUGAAGAACGAUUGUAUUUCAGAAGACCACCCAUGCAGAGGACAAAUGCAUAUAAUCUGUUAGAUGUGUUAUUGGGGGGGUCAAUGAUCAUCAAGCUAAAUCUUUUUGUGAUGGUUUGAGAACAACUACCAACAAAAUGUUUCUUGAAAAUCCCUUCUUCCAGAAGAGUGUGAAAGAGGGAAUCCUCAUGAAACAGACCAGCUCGUUCCAGAGAUGGAAGAGACGCUACUUUAAACUGAGAGGAAGGACCCUGUACUAUGCAAAAGAUUCAAAGUCUUUGAUCUUCGAUGAGGUGGACCUUUCUGAUGCCAGUGUAGCUGAAACCAGUACUAAGAAUAUCAACAACAGCUUCACGGUCAUUACGCCGUUCCGCAAGCUAAUCUUGUGUGCCGAGAACAGAAAGGAAAUGGAGGACUGGAUUGGAGCUCUGAAAUCUGUGCAGAAGUGGGAGCUUAAUGAGACAACCCAGUUCAAUAUGGAGCACUUUUCAGGAAUGCACAAUUGGUAUGCCUGUUCCCACGCGCGCCCCACCUUCUGUAAUGUGUGCAGAGAGGCAUUAUCUGGGGUUACUUCCCAUGGACUGUCCUGUGAAGUGUGCAAGUUUAAAGCUCACAAACGCUGUGCCGUCAGAGCCAUAAAUAACUGCAAAUGGACCACUCUGGCAUCUGUGGCAAAUGACAUAAUAGAGGAUGAAGAUGGGGUGACGAUGCCUCACCAGUGGCUGGAAGGUAACCUGCCAGUCAGUGCAAAGUGUGCUGUGUGCGAUAAGACAUGUGGGAGUGUUCGACGGCUGCAGGACUGGAGAUGCUUAUGGUGCAAAGAAAUUGUACACAGCUCGUGUAAAGAGCAGCUAGGAAAAAUAUGUCCUCUGGGAGCCUGCAAAGUCUCUAUCAUACCUCCCACUGCACUAAAUAGCAUUGACUCUGAUGGGUUUUGGAAGGCAACAUCACCUGCCUCUUGUGCCAGUCCUCUUCUUGUCUUUGUAAAUUCAAAGAGUGGAGAUAACCAGGGUGUAAAAUUCCUUCGAAAAUUCAAGCAGUUUCUGAACCCAGCUCAAGUGUUUGAUCUGAUGAAUGGAGGGCCACAGCUGGGGCUACGUCUGUUCCAGAAAUUUUCCACCUUUCGUAUCUUGGUGUGUGGUGGAGAUGGCAGCGUUGGGUGGGUCCUGUCAGAGAUUGACAACUUAGGACUUCACAAACAGUGCCAGCUUGGGGUCCUGCCAUUGGGGACUGGGAAUGACUUGGCACGUGUUCUUGGCUGGGGAAGCCUCUGUGAUGAUGAUGCUCAACUUCUCCAAAUACUUGAGAAGCUGGAACGUGCAACUACUAAAAUGUUGGACAGAUGGAGUAUUUUCACAUAUGAGUCUCCCAAACACUCUCCUCCUUCAAUUAGAGAGGAUGAAAAUGGAGAAUCUAAAUUUCAGGCGCAGAUUUCACAGUAUGCAGAUUCGGUUGCCUUUCACCUGACUAAGAUCCUGGAUUCUGACAAGCACUGUGACGUAAUUUCCUCUGCCAAGUUCCUGUGUCUUUCCGUUAAUGAUUUCAUCACAGAAGUAGGAAAAGCCUAUGAGAGGGCAGCAGAAAACCGAGAGGAAGCAGAGAAUAUGGCGAGAAAGUGUUCUAUGCUAAAUGAGAAGCUUGAUUCACUUGUUCGGGCCCUAAAUGAGGAGUCACAAGCAAUACUGACCCCUUCCCCAUGCACCCUCCAUCCUGACUCUGCGCUGAAGGAAAACAGCAAAGAAGUGAAUGAGAAAGGAGGUCAUCUGGAUGAUGUGGCCACAAUGUUCAAGUCUAAAGAACAGCUCAUGCUGAGAGCGAACAGCUUAAAGAAAGCAUUGAAGCAGAUAAUUGAACAGGCAGAGAAAGCUGUGGAUGAGCAGAACAAACACACCCAGGCUUUUAAUAACCCUGUUACAUCACCAAUCCAAAAAGAAAGUUCCGAAGAUUUCAACAAAGAAGCAGAGAGGCUGGCUUCCAGACGUCCAACUGUCUCUUCUACCACAUCCUCUAUAAUCCUAGACCGACCCUACGCGUUUAGUCCAUUGCACUUUACUGAGGAUCCCAGCUCAAUACAAUUUUUAGAAAGAUGUACCAUGAAUAAUUACUUUGGGAUUGGUCUUGAUGCCAAAAUUUCUCUAGAAUUUAACAACAAGAGGGAUGAGCAUCCCAAGAAAUGCAGUAGUCGGACACGAAAUAUGAUGUGGUACGGUGUGCUUGGAACCAAGGAACUUCUCCAGAAAACCUACAAGAAUCUAGAACAGAGAGUCAAGUUAGAGUGUGAUGGAGUGACAAUCUCCCUGCCUAGCCUGCAGGGUAUUGCUGUUCUCAACAUUCCCAGUUAUGCUGGAGGCAUCAACUUCUGGGGAGGCACCAAAGAAGACAAUAAUUUUGGUGCUCCCUCAUUUGAUGACAAAAAGCUUGAAGUGGUGGCUGUGUUUGGCAGUAUCCAGAUGGCAAUGUCUCGUGUUAUAAAUCUGCAACAUCACCGCAUAGCCCAGUGCCGUGUAGUAAAGAUUACAAUUCUGGGAGAAGAAGGGGUGCCUAUACAGGUGGACGGAGAAGCUUGGGUUCAGCCACCUGGAAUCCUGAAGAUCCAACACAAAAACAGAGCACAAAUGCUUACAAGAGAUAGGGCGUUUGAAAGCACCUUGAAGUCGUGGGAGGAUAAAAGAAAGGGGGAUAACUACAGGGCUCUGCCACGGCCGAGGCUCCAUUCUCAACAAUCAAUGGAGUACCUAACUGAGGAAGAGUUUGCUCAACUGCAACAGCUUUCUAACUCUGCAGAGAACCUGAUGAGCAGGAUCCAGGUGGCAGCUAAAGCUCACAAGGCCAUAGAACAAGAGUUGGCCCACGCAGUGAAUGGGAGCUUUGGAGUUCUGAAUGAAGCUUUCUCCAAUAAAUCCAACAAUUCACCAGAGUUGCUGAGCAGAAAUACAGCUGUUGAUGUGGCCAUUAGUAUCAAAGCAUUGUAUACAGAGACACAGGCCUUUAUGGGAAGCAAGCAGCAAUGGGACUCUCCUCAGGAGGAAGAAGGUCUGCACUGCUCCCUCAAUGCCAUCAGUCAAGACUUGGAGAGACUGGCUGAUAUCCACUGGAUAGCUCACAUUAUGAAACCAUCAGAGGAGGACAGUGUCGGAGGUGGCGGCAAAGGGAGCUUUAAACUCAGAAUUAUUCCAAAACCAAAAAAGGAAAAGGAAAAAUGUCAAAAGCAGAAAUCUAACAGCUCUUUGACUGUGGAUAAGUGGGGCACUGAGGAAGUGGCUGCAUGGCUGGACGUUUUGGGUUUGGGGGAGUACAAGGACAUUUUUAUCCGUCACGAUAUCCAGGGCUCAGAGCUGGUAUUACUGGAAAGGAGAGACCUUAAGGAUCUGGGAAUUGCCAAAGUGGGUCAUAUGAAGAGGAUUCUACAGGGUAUUAAAGAUAUCAGCAGUCCAUGUAGUGGCAUGUAGGAGACUUGUUGGAAAUUGUAUCAGUGGAGAGAAACGAUGUACCAUGCAAGGCUUAUUCACAUUGGUUACUGGCUGUGACAAGUCCUUGGAUCAAGACCAAUUCUGAAGGCCUCAAACUCCCACCAAAGACUAUGUCAAGCAAAACUCAUUUCCGGACAAGUAUUUAAAGGACGACUAUUUCAAAUCAAUAAAUUAUUUAAAUCACAUUUAGGUUUGGCUUUUAAAGCCUAAAAGAGACACUGAGGACUAUAUUUUCUGGAAAGCUUUAAAGGUCUACAAUGCAAUUUAAUGGGCCUUUGACUUUAUAGCAACUAGGUAACAUGCAGCAAGGCUUACGUUCAGCUGCAAUACCUCAUUAAUAGUCUCUCUUUAAGAGUCAUAAAUAAGAAAUAAGCUUGCCAUUGGUCUUAAUACUCACAAGAGCUGCUCAUUUGGACACUGCCAACUAUAUUCUCCCAUGUUACAACUUAGGGUUGCUACUAACCCAAUUAUUAAAAGCUCAAUAUUUAUCAUGGAAGGGCCUAAACAUGGCACUAUCUUGAUUGUGCCGGGAGUUGGACUGGACCAAGAAUUGCUGCAUGUAACAUAAAGUAAAAGAGAAAAGAACAAGAAUAAUGUUUACUUACUCUAAAUGUACUAUGUUGUUUGUGAAGCUGUGAUUUGUUAUCUGUGGGCAUAGAACUUUAUGAUCUUUGGUCUUAAGGCGUCAUAGUGAAUGUAUUUCAUUGGAGCAAUAUUUAUUGGUGGAAUAGACAUUUUGGAGUUUCUUGUGAACAGUUGAUGUCUGCUCGCUGUUCCCUUAAACCUUGAUUUACCCAUCCCUCACCUCAAUCCACUGUUUCAAAGUUCACUUAUUCAAAAGACGUGCAAUUUCAUUACUGUAGACAUUUCAUAAGACAAAAUGGCAAGAGGUAUAUUGUAUACGGCGUGGAAGACAAACAUUGUGUAACUUGUGGAUAGAAAGUGCAAUACUGGAGCAUCUAUGUGAUACAGCAAAAAUCAAGUUCACAAAACUCUGUAAAAAGUAAAAAAAAAAGUAAUUUUCCUAUAAUGUAAAGUGUGUAUGUAUUUAUACAUAGAGAGGGUUCUGGGGUAAUGUCUGUCCCUGGCUAUUGUAUCUAAAGGUGAAAGGUAUUAAAUGGCGUUCAGUGACACUCCUCAGUUCUUUGUGGGGUUGCCAGAUGACUGUACAUUGGGGGUAUGCUUACAUUUCUCCUUGCUGUUGGUAAUCUUUAUUAUAUCUUAUCCAAAGUUCUCAUUUUUUUUUUUACAAAUGCACUAAAAAGGACACUCCAGACUACAGUUGACAACUUUGUUCUUUACACACAAUGCACUAAAAAUUGAAUUUCAAAUGGAAAAUUAUAAAUAAAAUAAUGAUAAAACAACAUUUUAAUCUCCUGCAAAAAAAACGAUAAUUUUUACAAUUUUAUGUAUAUAGAGCUUCCCAAACCUGGAAAACGUGCUGCUCCUAUAGUUUUGUAUGGGAAUACUGAGCAUAUUCUAUAAAAUCUGGUUAUGCAGUU